This is a messenger RNA of Rotaria socialis, 1560 nucleotides long. The record is from the annotation of a GenBank genome assembly. Lineage: Eukaryota; Metazoa; Rotifera; Eurotatoria; Philodinida; Philodinidae.
AUGUUAUCUAAGCUUGUAUGCAAACAAGUACUUAAUCAUGGACUUCGUUUAACAUCACGUGCUGCAUCAGCACCAGCACAGCAAGUAGUAAUCAAUAGAAAACCAGAAGUAAAAUAUCAAAAGCUUUUUAUUAACAAUGAGUUUGUUGAUUCUUUAAGCGGUGCUUCAUUUGAUGUUAUUAAUCCAGCUACUGGUGGUGUCAUCGCUCAAGUUGCCGAUGGUUCAGCAAAAGAUGUUGAUCGAGCAGUAAAAGCUGCUAACAACGCUUUUCGACUUGGUUCCGAAUGGCGUCGUAUGGAUCCUGCAGAUCGUGGUGCUCUUCUUUACAAACUUGCCGAUCUUAUUGAGCGCGAUCGUGCUUAUAUUGCUGCUUUAGAAACAUAUAAUAAUGGCAAACCAUUCAAAGAUGCAUAUAAUAUUGACAUACCGCAUUGCAUUGCUGUUCUUCGAUACUAUGCAGGUUGGCCAGAUAAAAUAAAUGGAAGAGUUUUACCUGUUGGUGGCGAUUUCUUUUCUUAUACACGACGUGAACCUGUUGGUGUUGUCGGUCAAAUUAUUCCAUGGAAUUUUCCAAUGAUUUUACUCUGUUGGAAAAUUGGUCCUGCUGUAGUAACUGGUUGUACAACAGUUGUUAAACUUGAUGAGCAUACACCUUUAACAGGUCUUUAUACAGCAAAAUUAAUUCAAGAAGCCGGUUUUCCUCCAGGUGUCGUCAAUAUUAUUGCCGGUGAUGGACCCAAUUGCGGAGGUUCAAUUGUAAAACAUCCAGAUGUUCAUAAAAUAGCUUUUACUGGUUCAACACAUGUUGGUAAAAUUAUUGGAGCUGAAGCAGCUAAAUUGGUUAAACGUACAACACUUGAACUUGGUGGAAAAUCACCAAAUAUCGUCUUUGCUGAUUGUGAUCUUGACAACGCUGUUGAAAUGUCUCAUUUUGCUCUAUUCUUUAAUCAAGGACAAUGCUGUUGUGCUGGAUCACGCACGUUUGUUGAAGAGAAAAUUUAUGAUGAAUUUGUUCAACGCAGUAUUGAACGUACGAAACGACGAAAAAUUGGAGAUCCAUAUGAUGAAAGUACUGAACAAGGACCUCAAAUCAGCCAAGAACAAAUGGAUAAAAUUUUAGAUUUGAUUGACUCAGGAAAGAAAUCUGGCGCUAAAUUAGUUGCCGGUGGUCGGCGUGAAGGAGACAAAGGUUUCUUUGUUCAACCAACAUUGUUCACUGAUGUAAAAGAUGAUCAUCGAAUUGCUCGUGAAGAAAUUUUUGGACCGGUAAUGCAAAUUUUAAAAUUUAAAUCAAUCGAUGAAGUUAUUGAACGAGCUAAUAGUACAGAAUAUGGUUUGGCUGCCAGUAUUUUCACCAAAGAUUUAGACAAAGCUAUUGUUGUUAGUAAUGGACUUCGAGCAGGUUCAGUUUGGGUUAAUACUUAUGAUAACUUUGACCCUGCUGCACCAUUUGGUGGAUUUAAACAAAGUGGUCUUGGUCGAGAAAAGAGUGAAUUUUCUUUAGAUUCGUACACCGAAACUAAAUGUGUUACAAUCAAAAUUUCGGAACGAAAUUCAUAA